This is a messenger RNA of Ceraceosorus bombacis, 1806 nucleotides long. NCBI's taxonomy places the organism in Eukaryota, Fungi, Basidiomycota, Exobasidiomycetes, Ceraceosorales, Ceraceosoraceae. The record is from the annotation of a GenBank genome assembly.
AUGGCGUCCACCACCACGAGGUCCGCGGCGCAUGAACAAACGCCAUUGCUGAGGCAUCACAGAGCACAAGAAGAUGUCGCAACGGCACAACCACCUCGAGGAUCCAGAAGCAGCUCUGAUAGCGCAACACGCACGCAGCAGCAGCAAGGCGAUGUUCCAUUCCCGCCAUACCGAAUCCUCUUGCCCAUCCUCUUUGUCAUUUGGGUGCCGGUCUUUGCAGCAGCGCUAGACAGCACCAUCGUAGCUGUGCUGGUGUCCUCCAUCGCCUCUUCUUUUGGCGCAUCCGAGCGUUCUUCGUGGUUAGGCACCUCCUACCUCUUAUCAGUAUGCUGCUUUGCCCCAAUUUAUGGUAGAUUAUGCGACAUUUUGGGAAGGAGGAUCUCCAUGCUACUUGGCUUGACGUUCUUCACCCUAGGAACGUUGGGGUGUGGACUUGCGGGAAGCAUGAAUGCGCUCAUCGCCUUCAGAGCAUUGGCAGGAGCUGGAGGGGGCGGAUUGACAGUGGUGACGAGCACGGUGAUGAGCGAUGUCAUACCUCUUCGCAGCAGAGGCUUGAUGCAAGGUCUCACCAACAUCAUCUUUGGUCUGGGAAGCGGACUGGGAGGACCGAUUGGUGGAUUGGCAAACGACAAGCUGGGUUGGAGAGCAGCUUUCAACCUUCAGGUUCCCAUCCUCUGCCUCGCUCUCUUGACUUCCUUCCUCGUCGACUUUGAUAAGCACAGGCAUUCGGUCAACAUGUCACUGGCGCCCACAGCAGCCGAUGCCGACCAGCUCCAACAAGCGUCACCGACCCUCGCAUUCAAAUUGCGCCAAAUCGAUUUCUUGGGCUCCUUCUUCCUAGUACUCUCUGUUGGAUCCACGCUAUUUGCGCUGAGCAGCCUGAGCGCGGAGGAUCGCACGUUGAAAGAUAUGCAAGUCUGGCUCGCUCUGGUACUGGGCUCGCUCGGCAGCGUAGCAUUCAUCUUUGUGGAACAUCGCAUCGCGUCCAAACCCAUCUUGCCUCUUCGUUUGCUCACGCAGAGAACAGCAGCGAGCGUAUCUCUGACCAACUUUGCGCUGGCCAUAUCCUCCUUUGGCCUACUCUACAACUAUCCCCUCUACUUUCAAGCGGUCAAGCUGCAAUCAGCUUCUCAAGCAGGUCUUCACCAAAUGCCGUACUCUGUCAGUCUGAGCAUUAGCUCAGUCUUGGCUGGACUGUACAUGCGUUGGAGGGGGGUGUAUUGGAUGUACAACUUGUUGAAUGCUGCGUUGAUGGUGGUGGGAUCAGGCAUCAUUGCAGCCUUUACACCCAGCACGCCAGAAUGGAUCACCUGGGUGGCCAUCGCGCCUUUGGGUUUCGGUACUUGUGGAGUAUUGACAUGCACCCUCAUCGCGCUCAUCAAUAGCGUCAGCAGGUCCGACAUUGCAGUAGCCACAGGCAUCUCUUACCUCUUCCGAACAUCGGGUCAAGUUGUUGGCGUCGCGGUCUCGGGAGCAAUCCUUCAAUCCGUCCUGGCCAACGAGUUGAAAAGAUGCAUUCGAGGCCCAGACUCUGCCCAGAUCAUCGAUGCUAUCAGGCACCAGUCCAGCAUCAUACCCACGCUAGAGCCAGAGAUUCGAGAACAGGCAAGAGAAGCCUACAUGAUCGCUCUGAGAUCGGCUUUUCUCUUCAUCCUAGGCGCGACUGUCGUUGUGCUGCUGGGCAGCUUUGCUAUUGAAGAUGUGCCACUCCCUGAGCAUUCGAGCAAAUCAACGGACUCGAGCCAAGACGAGGAACUGGGAGCUUCACAAGAGCAAGAGCAACGACGAGAUGACCCUGGUCGUUGA